Molecule: messenger RNA, 4695 nt
Organism: Drosophila willistoni
Lineage: Eukaryota; Metazoa; Arthropoda; Insecta; Diptera; Drosophilidae
Gene: msl-1
Product: protein male-specific lethal-1
Exons: 2
Coding region: 96-3764 (1222 amino acids)
Cellular component (GO): MSL complex
Source: RefSeq, a predicted model, not a curated record
AUAAAAUGCAAUCUGUGUUUAGCCAAUGCUAAAAAAAAAGGAACAAUUCGUGAGGAGCUGAAAACAAUCAUCUCACCGGUAGGAACGCCGCCGCUAUGGACAAGCGUUUCAAAUGGCCGGUUCACCCAAAACCCUACUACAGCGAUCUACCCUACCAUGCGGCUUACCUACCCUACCGCGGCGCUGUAGCCGGGGGUGGGGUGCCUUAUUACAUCCAUAGUCCAUAUGCCAACAAGAAUUUUAGCCGGCUUCAUCAUGGGUAUCAUACGGGGACAUCCAGACCAAAUAAAUAUCAUAAGCCACCACCAAUAGGAGGUCCAUCACAAAAUGCAUACACUGGGCGACGUUCAGGUGGAGCUCCUCCCUCCGGAGGAGCCUCCUCCACUUCCUCAGAUGUGGUCACUCUCAUUGUGGAUAAUAACAAUCUCAAGCGAUUAAUUGUUUUGCAUGUGAAUAUGCUGCAGGAGCAAAGUGAAAAGUUGGACGCAAGGGAUAAGGAAAUCGAAGAGCAUAAUCUAAAAAUCAAUAAGCUCUUUGCCCAAAAUGAUGAAUUGACACGAACGCAAGCUCGUCUCGAGGCGGAGUUGAUGGAGGCCAGAAGCCAGCUGCGCCGCAAGCAACAAAUGGAUGAUCAUCACCAUGAGGACGAUGACGAUGAUGAUGAUGACGAUGAUGAUGAGUUACCGAAGCCGCCAGCGAAGAUAGUACGUCAUGUGGAAACACAAACAGACUUUGAUUUGGAACUGCCAGAGCCAAAACGAUUGAAGGCAAUCAAUGCUCAUCAGGAAAUUGCAGAAGAGAAUCAGCUUUACCUCCAGCAAAGGCAGCAGCAGCUGCACAGGGAGCAGCACAAGUCACAAGCAGAGGAGCGUUUGGUGGCAGAACAGGUCAGACCGGAGCCACAACCAUCGCUAGCCCAGCUUAUGAAACAUACUUAUGAUAAUCACCCACAUCUGCUGCAAUGCGAAGUGCCCAAUGUCCUGGUCACCUCAGUCACAAAUCUGUCUCCGGCCACGCCCAUUGAUACCCGCAGAGAAGUGGGGAGGGGUGAAUUUAAGUUAAGUGGAAAAAAAGUCAGCACCAUGUUUCUUCAUCGUGUAAAUCAGGAUUCCAGUUUGACCACCACCACCAACACCACAAUCAUCAGCUCUAAUCAUAUAGAAAAGUUGGAUCAAAUGCAGGUGAAUCACGUCGAUGAAGAGGUACACAUGAAAGUCCAGGAAAAGGAACAGGAACAUGAGACAAGUAAAGUGGAAAUGUUUAAUGAUGUGGAGACCCAUGAAAUGGAAGUAGUCAGCGAAACAAUUGUAGGAGCCGAAGAAGAAGUGGUCGAAGAGGUGGUAAUUCAUGAAGAGACGAAAAUGGUCGAAGACCACGUUUUGGAAGAUCAAUUGGUAGACAAGGAGCACAAUGUGGAUGAGCAAUUGGUAGUAGAAGAAGAGCAUUUGGUAGAGACCGAACACAUUGAAAAUGAUUUGGCCAAGGAGACAGAGAAAUUGGUAGAAGAGCAAUUGGUUGAAACGAAUCAACACCAUUUGGUGGAAAAGGAGCAAAUCGUGGAUGAACAAAUGGUAGAGAAGGAAGAGCAAGUUGUCGAAGAGCAAUUGGUGGAAGAGGAGCAAAUUGUGGAAGAGGAGCAAAUUGUGGAAGAGGAGCAGGUGGUAGACCAGGAGCAAGUGGUGGACCAUGAGCAAGUGGUAGAGGAGCACGUGGUAGAGGAGCAAGAGGUAGAUGAACAAGUGGUGGAAGAACAAGUGGUGGAAGAACAAGUGGUGGAAGAACAAGUGGUGGAAGAGCAAGUGCUGAAAGAACAAGUGUUGGAAGAACAAGUGCUGGAAGAACAAGUGGUCGAGGAUCAUUUGAUGGAGCAGCAGGUUGCGGAAGAGCACGAAAUACAUACAACCGAUGCCAAUGGCCACAUGGAGUUGGACGAAGAGGAGGAAAUAAAAGUUAACAAUGUGGAUGCGCAUUCUCCUCAUCCAGGAGAUAAGCAUCAGAUCUUUGGAUUAAAUGCAACAGACUCACCCUCAGCUCACUCAACGCCUAAUCAUCAAUUGAAAAAGCAAUUGCAAACAGCUGAUGAAGAGGACCAACAACAGGGACAAUUAGUGCAAGAUGGCCAAGUGGAAAUGGAAGUCUCUACGCUGGAAUACUUUACAGAUGAUGGUACUCAAGAGGAAUUUGAAAUCCAUAGCGAGCAAGUGGUCACCAUUGAUACGCAAACGGAUGAAACGGAUAUAUCAAAUGAUUUUAGAAUAUCUCCAACCAUCACAAACGACACACAGGCGGCACCUAAGUCGAUAUCUGUUCCUGCACCAAGCACACCUCCUCCUGCCUCCCCGAUCUAUAAUCAACCCGCUCCCAAGACGGCAAAGAUUAACUCGUUGGCCGUUGCUCCUAACUCAAAGAAGGUUAAAAAGGCAGCGUUACCAUCGAAAAUCAUGGCCAAUCAUAAGGCGAAAAUUAAGGCGCAUCAUGAAGAUUUGCAGGAGCCCCUAAAGAAAAUCUUAAAACUAAAACUCAGGCAAUGUGUAAUGCCCACCAAAUCGACAACCGCAGUAGCACAGCAGGAUAAGGUUACAAACUUCACCCACUUGAGCAAUGAUAAUCAUGAGAUUAGUAUCGAGGAGCAGACGCGACGUAAGUUGCAGGAGCAUUUGGAAAAGCAGCAGAGGCGUCAAAGUCAAACGCCGAUGGUGUUGUUAAAGAAAAAGUCCAGCGAUGAGGUAUCAAAUACCAGUUUAAUAUUUCCACCCACAGCCACAACCAUUACACCGGCGCCCACGCCAAUAACCACGCCCUCAACGACACCAGACCACACUCCCACGUCCUCGAUAGAAUCUGCACCGGCUGUGGUUGGUUCCCCAUCCCCCUUGGUGGUUGCUGCAGCGGCAGAGACAGCCUUGCCGCCUACGAAGUCAGUUACCACAACUGAGGAGAAAUCCACCCAAUCACAGAUUUCAGCUCCUUUGACGCCGCAGUCGAUGAGCAGUGCGAGCAGUGGCAGUUCCACAAGCACCACAACCAGCAAUCGCAAGACUCCCAAUAAUCUCCAUCAAACCUAUGGUAAAAACAAAACACGUAGCAUCACCAGCGGUGGAUUUUUGACCGUUUCAUAUCCAUAUACAACCCGUUCGUGGGAAGAUCAAGAUAUUCAUUGUGACAACGAAUUCUUUCUGGAAGAGGCCGAUGAACUGCUCGCUGAUAAUCCCAGUCUGGAAAUACCCAAAUGGCACGAUACUCCAGUGCCGGCAUCCUCAGACAACAAAGACAUCGAGUCACUGAGCGAUGCGGAUUUUAUGAAACGUCAUGAGAAAUAUGUAAAGGAUGAGAUUGAACGCAAGCGACGAGAUGAACGCUUCCUGCGCGAACAGAUCCGCAGUCAAGAGCUGCGCAUGCGGCAUAAGCAAGAUGAAGUUCUGCUUCCAUUGGAUCCGCUGCCCAUAUCGACUUUCUAUCCCCUGCCCGAGGAUAUUGAGGGUGUACAGUUUGUUAAUGAGGUUCCAGUUCAAGUGUUUGGCGACAAUAUGCCCACUCUGAAUCCCAAUGACGAGUUCAAUCUGCCUUGGAUAGAGGAGGAGAACGCUGACACGGCGACUGCCAGGGCCAAGGCUCAGGCGAAGCCAGUCUCCACAUUGGCCAGCAAAAAGUUGCCCACCACGGCGGCCGAACAGAAGCAUCAAGAACUGAACUCAUCGUUUGUCUUUAUCAAGCGGCGUAAGCGACGCAAGGCAGGUAAAAGCGGUGUCUUUGGGGGCACCUGAGAGAGAUGACGAUGAGGUGCAGCGGCAGCCGCAGGAGGAUGAGCAGACAGAGCCAGCUGACAUUGCUUUCAUUCAACGCUGACUAUUAUAAUAAUUUGUAUUUGAUCUUCACUAUUUUCAAAAUGUUUUUUUUUCGAUCUUUUUUUUUCUUUACACCUUUAUUUACACCUUGUCCUUGUUUUUUAUGCUAAAACUAGGUAUACAGAAGUGAGCAACUCUUCUGUUUCAUAUUACGUAAUAAUUUACCACUUAUAAGGACCUUUUAUAGCUCUCAUGGAAUUCCGCGCCAUAGGAAUCUAAUUCAGAAUACAUAUUGUUUGUAAAUAAUUUCGAUCACAACAGAUUUUCAUAUUAUUCUCGUGUUUUGCCUAUGUAUUAAUUCUGUACGAGUUGUAAAUUCAAAAGUGUUACCUAUGACAUUCCUAGAGCAUUCCAUUUGAGCUGUAAAAGGGCCAGUAGGAUCAAAAAAGAAAAUAUUUUUAAGCCUAUAGUUCUCCCCUUUUCCCAAAGGACAUUAUACGUUUAUACACCCAUCUCAGCUUUAUAAUUUUUGAAUUAGGCUGUUUUGGUUAAACAAUUUUUUUUUUUUUUUUAGAACCUAAAAAGUAGUUAUUCUUUCUUAAUUAUUGUCUGACGUAUUUAUACUAUGUUAUAUAUAUUAGAUGAAGCUCUUAAGCAGAACUAUUCGGAUUUUUUUUUUGUUGAGAUUGUGAGAACGCGGAGGGUGGGCAAGUCAGUCGAGGGGGGAGUUCAUAACUCAGGUAUAUUCUCUGACAUAUAUGUUAAAUCGGUUCUUUUUCCUUGAUUUUAUCGUUUUCUUUUCGUUUUAUAUAAAUUUUUUUUUGUGUGUUUUGUAUAUGAGAGAGUUUUUAAGGUCUGCUUAGAGUUUAUCACGGAUAGAAGAGCUUCAUUUAUUUUUUUUUAUUUUCUU